AUGGCGUCGGCGAAGCUGCUCUACAUUGUGGUGGUUGACGACAACGCCUCCUCCUUCCGAUACACACGCUCCCUCCUCCACAGCACCCUCCAGCUCAUGGGAUGCAAGCCACGCCACGCCUUCGAGAGGUACGAGGUCGCCGAAGCCACCCCGACCACAAGCCCCCGCCAGUUCCAGUUCGAGCUAUACAAGCGCCGGACCACCGUCCUCCUCCCCAGGGAACUCUUCCUCGACCUCGUCCUCGACGCCCUCGCCCUCUACAAGUAUGUCGCCCCCAAUCAGCGCGCCGAUCUCAUGCUCGCCUGCAGGAUUCGUGAACGAAAGGAAUCUGUCACAGUUCUUUGCAGAACUAGUGGCUGUGGCAAGUCUACUCUUUCUACGCUGCUGGGAAGCAGGUUAGGAAUUACAACUGUAGUUUCCACAGAUUCGAUACGUCACAUGAUGCGAAGCUUUGUUGAAGAGAAAGAAAACCCUCUUCUCUGGGCAUCAACUUAUCACGCAGGUGAAUGUCUUGACCCAGUAGCAGUUGCUGAAGCAAAAUCUAGGAGGAAAGCAAAAAAACGCUCAGGCGUAUCAAGCAGCUCAAAUAUUGAUUAUGAGAAAAGUGGGGCUCUUACCGAAAAAGUUGAUGGGAAAUCAAUUGGGAAGAAGCAAAUGGCCAUUGAAGGUUAUAAAGCACAGAGCGAGAUGAUGGGUCUAAUGAGGAAACAUCCUUCGAUAAUACCUUUCAUGAUUUACAUAUCUAAUGAGGGUAAGCACACAGAGAGGUUUGCUGUACGUGCAAAGUACAUGACACUUGACCCAACGAAAAAUAAGUAUGUUAAAUACAUCAGCAACAUUAGAACUAUCCAGGAGUACCUCUGCAGCAGAGCUGACAAGUACCUAGUUCCCAAGGUCAACAACACUAAUGUUGAUCGGAGUGUGGCUUCGAUCCAUGCCACUGUCUUUAGCUGCCUCCGUAGGCGAGGUAACGGAGAUCAGUUAUACGAUCCUGAAGUAAAUACUGUUGCUAUUGUAAAUGAAGAGUACAAAAACCAAUGCGUCGCUAAUUCCAUGAGUUCCAAGGGGAUGUUUAAAUUGAUCCAACGGCUUGGAUCCUCAAGAAAGCUCAUGGCUAUCAUUAAUGUCGACGGUUCUGUUUCUAAGGCCUGGCCAGUUGAGUCCAGUGGAGGAGAUGGAAAAUGCAGUUCUGAACUUCUGAUAACAGUAGUAGCAGACAUGUUCUAUCUUCAUCUGGUUCUCCAAAGAAGUCAGAUGGACAUUGUAAAGAGCGAUGAAGAAGAGGAAGAAGAAGCUGAUGUUCGGCCUAAUUCAGGGAGUGAUGAGGACCUAAGUGAAGAAGACAACAGGGAGAUCGAUGGGGAGAUGGAAGGAUCUGUCGACGAGGACUGCAACAGAUCUGAUGAGGAAUACGAUGACCUGGCCAUGCGGGACAGUCUGGAGAACGGCUAUUUAACUGACGAUGGCGUCUUUCAUUCUGGUUUAAGCAAAUCUUCAAGCGGCAAGUUCUUUGGUAGCAAUCAGCGAAGCCACAGCACGCCAAAGAAACACCAAGAAAGUGUUGGUGUUCCUGAGACAGCACGCUCUUCUGCUGCUGCAGUUCCUGCUGGUACAAGCAGCAAGCGGCAUGCCGCUAGAAAGUGGAAGCGCUCGCUGAGUGACUCAUUCCGUUCUCGGCCACGGAGUGCGCCGGAGUUGGUCUCAGUAUGCAAGGGAUCACUGCCCGUGCAUGUGGCUCCCGAUGAGGUAGCCAAUGAGCUGCACAAGACGUACUGUGUCAUGUUUUUUUAG
Molecule: messenger RNA, 1791 nt
Organism: Miscanthus lutarioriparius
Lineage: Eukaryota; Viridiplantae; Streptophyta; Magnoliopsida; Poales; Poaceae
Source: the annotation of a GenBank genome assembly